This is a messenger RNA of Hyposmocoma kahamanoa, 763 nucleotides long. RefSeq names its product cyclin-dependent kinase 5 activator 1-like. Gene Ontology annotation, biological process: positive regulation of cyclin-dependent protein serine/threonine kinase activity; activation of protein kinase activity. The record is from RefSeq and is a predicted model, not a curated record. The annotation marks the transcript as partial. The transcript has a single exon. Gene Ontology annotation, molecular function: protein kinase binding; cyclin-dependent protein serine/threonine kinase activator activity. Lineage: Eukaryota; Metazoa; Arthropoda; Insecta; Lepidoptera; Cosmopterigidae. Gene Ontology annotation, cellular component: protein kinase 5 complex; cytoplasm.
UAUCGAGCCCACACGGGGUAGUGCCGCCGCCGCCGUCGGCCGCACGUGAUGCAUGCGGGCACCUAGCGGCUGCACGCGCGCGGGCCUCAUGGGCACCGUGCUGAGCUUCAGCCCGCGCGAGCGGCGCCUGCCCCAGGCCGCACCGCCGCCCGAUCGCGCUGCCGCGGCGCUUGCCUACUCCUACGAGCGGCUCAACAACGCCAAAAACCGCGAGAACCGUGAUAUCCCGCCGCACGAGCGUCGCGCCACUCUCGACGAUGCCGCCAAGAUUAUAUCAGAGAAGACAGCCCUCGAAAAGAACCUAAAGAAGCAUUCGCUGUUUAUAAACGCGCUCUCGUGGAAGAGAUUCUCUACGGCCAACAACAACAAAAAGAAGCUAGAAUGCAAGAGCAAGAGCGUGGCUACUUUCCGCGCGCCGUUGACGGACAAUGCACCGCUCGACAGGAACAAGAAUGUCAGCGUGCAGGGCGUGAUAUAUGCGCGGCCUACGGUGGUGCCUACGCCGCUGCCGCCACCCGCCGAGGUGGUGCGGGCCAACGUACUCAACAACAACGUUUGCUACGCGGAGAAAUUGCCCACAACGGCGGUAGGGCCGGUGGUGCAACCGCGGAAAACCGUCAUCCAGGCGUCGACAUCGGAGCUGCUCAAGUGCCUCGGCAUGUUUCUGCAUGCGCGUUGCCACCGCCUGCGCGACUUCCAAGCGGGCGACGCCGUUAUGUGGCUACGAACCGUCGACCGCUCGCUGCUGCUGCAGGGCUGGCAG